Uranotaenia lowii is the source of this 1592-nucleotide messenger RNA. Its product is annotated as transcription factor grauzone-like. The transcript has 6 exons. The coding region runs from base 94 to 1545 and encodes 483 amino acids. NCBI's taxonomy places the organism in Eukaryota, Metazoa, Arthropoda, Insecta, Diptera, Culicidae. The record is from RefSeq and is a predicted model, not a curated record. Gene Ontology annotation, cellular component: nucleus. Gene Ontology annotation, molecular function: zinc ion binding.
AAAAAAGGUCAUCAUUUCCAAAACGGGCAGAUAAAACUUCCUGUUGUUUAUAUUGAAUUUAAAUCUACAAUUAAGUGCUAAGGUUAAUUGAGAAUGGACGAGCAGGUGGAGUUCCUCAGGGACAGUGCGUGUGCCGUUUGCCUCGAGGAGCGGUCGGAUUUAAAGGAGGUUUUGUUCGAGGAAAGUUUGGAAGCCAUUUCAAAUGGGUCGAUUUUGGUGAAGCAUCUCUGGUUUCAGCCGGAAGAUUUACAACAAAAGCAAGUUUGCGACCAAUGUUGGGAUCAAGUUUCCAGAUUUCAUGAAUUUUACGACACGGUUGAAACAACGCACAAGGAUGUUUUCCAAAACUUGGAUUCGAAUGUGGAAUAUGAAAUCAAAAUUGUGUCAUCUGUCCCUCCUGUUGUUUAUGACGAAAAACUUGGAAGCGUUUUGAGUGAUGAAUCCGAUCGUACCGUUGUUACUCAUGAAAACUAUGAACUUUGGGAAACUGAUGUUGCAGAGAUUUUUGAAAAUGACCGUGAUAACGAGACAGAAGAGGACGAGGAAGAUUAUCAGAGGGUAUCAAUAGAAACAUCCGAAAUACUAUCGUCCGACAAUGAUGAAGCAGAAGUUGAAAAAAUAUUGGCUCGGGUGAAGGAAAUUCCUCAGCAUGAAUCCCAGGCGGUGAUUGAUGAAGAAAAUCGCCUUAUUUCCGAGCAUUGCCAAAUGGUUUGUGAGCUGUGCAAGGUAAACUGUUCAACUUUUCAAAAACUAGAGAAACAUUUUCGUCAAAGUCACAAAAUAGGGGAGGCAUAUGUUAUUUGCUGCGAUCGUAAGUUUAAUCAUCAUGACGAUUUAUUAGAACAUGCCGUUUGUGAGUUGAACUCGCAAGCAUUGCAAAAUGAAUCGGCAGAUCAAACAAAGCAGUCAGCAGCGACAGAUUCUCAGCCUGAAGAUUAUCAGACAAAUACCGCGCCUGAGGGACAAAAAGAACGUGUCGCCAGGAGUAAAAAGUCGUUUACAAACGAUAGAAAUCUUAAACAACAGACAAAACUAAAACAGUCUUCGAAGGAAAAAAAUCACUGUGAAGUUUGCGGAAAAUCCUUCAGUAGCAAAUCUUUGUUAACUAGACAUCAAAAGGAGCAUGAGAAAUCUCCCCAAGAAACUCGACUACAGUGCACAAUCUGUGGCAAAUGGAUGAAAAACGCCGGCAGUCUGCGCAAACACAAACGGCGACACGAGGGCGAAGGUGGCGAACACAAGUGUCAGCUGUGUGAUAAGGUGGCACCGAACGCACUGGCCCUGCAGAGUCAUAUUGCGUUCGUACAUCGGAAGGAAAAAGUUCACCAGUGUUCACUGUGUCCGAAAUCCUUCAAGCGGCAGUUCACUUUACUAGAACACAUGACAACCCACACCGGUGAUGUGCUGUACAGUUGUCCACACUGUUCGAAAACGUUCAAUUCGUCGGCCAACAUGCAUGCUCAUAAGAAGAAAGUUCAUCCCCAGGAGUGGGAGGAAAGUUUUCGGGAACGAACGUUGCCAUUCCUGGGGAAAGACAGGGUUUAAGAUGGUUGAGGUAAGGAGUACGAAUGUUGAUAAGGUAAGCAAAUGAA